AUGGCCGAUCCAUACGCUAUAAAUCUGGACUUCAUCAAAACUCCGUGUUCAGCCUGCGACGAUGCAACCACCGAAAGUAUGCGGAUGAUUAGAUGUGAAGGCUGUCAACAGUGGUUCCACGUCCGCUGCGUCAGGAUAUCAUCCAAUGCGGAGCAGAGUAAAAAGUGGUUCUGUGACGAAUGCCAGCGAGUCAAGACAAAAACAACCGUGAAUAGUGUUCCGAAAAGCGCAGAUGAGUCGAACCGAUCCAGCGUCAAAUCCGACGCUGCUCUCACUCUGGAGCAAAAGUUGAAAGCGAUGGAGGAAAGCAAAAGGCGAAUGGAGCAGGAGCUGGAAGCGGAAAUGAUUCUGAGGCGAAAAGAAAACGAGAUAAGGCGUUCAAUCGAAAAUAAACGAAUAAUGUUGGAGAGAAAGUUGAACGAAGAAGAAGAACAAAAAUGCGCGUUGUUGCAGAAAGAGAUAUUGCGGCAGCGGAGGAAACAAUUGGACAGAAUGAAAGAAAGCCAGCGGCUGUUUGUAGACGAAGAGGAAAUUUUGGAUAAGGAAUUCCGGAAGUUGAAAAAUUUCGGUAGGACUUCGAAGACCGUCAUUGAGAGCGACGACGUGUCGGAUGCUGAGUCGGAGAGUGAAGAAAGUGAGUACGAUGAUGAUGUUAAAAGUUUUCCGAGCCGCAACAGACGGGAGCGAGGGAAUCCGGUGAAACUAAGUCAAUACGGGCUGGGGCACUCACGGUCAGUACCAACUAGCGGCAAGAAGUGGGUUGAAUAA
Messenger RNA from Aedes albopictus (Asian tiger mosquito), 768 nucleotides. Its product is annotated as dnaJ homolog subfamily C member 2-like. The transcript has a single exon. Bases 1 to 768 code for a protein of 255 amino acids. NCBI's taxonomy places the organism in Eukaryota, Metazoa, Arthropoda, Insecta, Diptera, Culicidae. The record is from RefSeq and is a predicted model, not a curated record.